UUGAAGCUACCCAGCGGACACAUCGUCAGGAGACCGGUUAACGCUCUCGUUCCACUAGAGUUGGAGGACACCGAGAACGAAUCUCCAUCUUCCACACCGCAGCCGGACCCCAGGAUUUCUUCUGAAGAUCGAGAACCAACAUCACGAUAUGAGCUUCGGCCACGUAGACGUGUAAACUACAGCGAGAUGACCACUGUUCACUCAUCAGCCCAUUCGAUAGUUUCAAGAAACCUUCCCGUUUCAUUCUUGCUGACUUGUGUAACAGCUUUGAUGCUGACAGCAGGAGGCGUCGCAAUCAUCGCCCACAAUGUCGAGCGCUAUGAACUUUGCGUUGAGGGGAACUGCCAAAUGAAAGAGAGCACUCAUGGCAAUGAGACGAUUCACUUCCCACCAGAAGUGCUCUUACACGAACAUCAUGGCAAAGUCUCACUGCUUCUUGAAACCUCUUGCCCCCCAGCGCCGUUUUGUGAAAACAUCCGCUGUUGGAUUUGCACCGCGAACAUUCUGAACCCGGAAUGUUCCCCCAGAGCAGCCAUCACGGCACUCGCAUUUGUCCUGUACUUGUCCAUUGCCCUCGUGUACGUGCUCUGCUACGUGCCCAUGAUAGUAGGCAAACCUUGCCGUAUCUUCGGUAACGGGAUAUGCUGCGUCAUGAAAUCCAUUGGGCGGCUAUUGUGGUUCCUCUGCUGCGAGAUACCAUUUCAACGACGGCAACGACGGAGAUAUGACGUACAGGAGUUCUUGAAGAUGCCACUCCUAGCUAUCGUUUCUGUGAUAACGCUUUCUGCCCUUACAAGGGCUUGUCAGGACAUUGACUCUGUUCCUAUACACCAACUGGAGCUAAGAGAUGUAGCUUGGAGACCACCGAAAGUUAUGAAAUUUAACAGUUACAAUCAGGAAGCGUGUCUACGACUACUCACGAAUCAAACGACGCAAAAGGAGGUAAGAAUCCAGUGGAAGGGUCUUCGACUGAAGUGUGUAAAGGAAGAAGUGGUUUUCACGCGGAACACCAUUCAGCGUGUCGUGGACUCGAAAAGAUGCGCUCAUACUGGAUCGUGUACCGGUAAUAAAUGUGCAUCGAUCAACAUGUCGUCCCUACUUCCCGAACUCACACAGGGUAACCAGUACCCCGGCAUAACGAAGUGCAUCGAAAGUUGUGGAGGGCCUGGAUGUGGAUGUUUUUACCUGAGCAGUGGCUGUCUAUACUACAGAAUCUUCCACAUGCCAAUAGACGCGAAAGUUUACGAAAUAUUUGGAUGCGCCCAAUGGAAGGAGGAAGUAGAACUAGAAGUCACGACCAUAACAAGGUCUGCAGUCCGCAAAAGAACAUUUGUUGAUACAAGCUACUGUACCUAUAAGCACGAGCAGCAUGCGGCUCACAAUCACUGCUCUCACCUUCCACCGACUACUGCACUGUCAUCUCGGUUCAUCUCGGACGAAUUACCGAACCCCCUUUGCGAGUCAUGGGAUGACGCGAAUUCACUCAUAAACUGCACAGUAGCAUCAAACUGUGACUGCGACCCAGCGGAAACCACUGGAGAUUCGAGAACUGAUUGCCUAUCCGCAACCGUGGGAUUACAAUUCACAGCAAUCAAAAAAAGAAUCCCAACUUCAGGGCAACAGCGAGAGUUGCCAUACGUAUUUGUCAGCAAGCAGAACUACUGCGGUCGCAUCAAAAGAGACAAGUUCGACGAUACGAUUACAGUGGUAACCAACCCGAUAUGCACGAUUACGAACACAGUGGCCAAGGGAUGUUACCUCUGCCCGCAGGGAGCCGAACAGCAAAGGUGA
Molecule: messenger RNA, 1791 nt
Organism: Cooperia oncophora
Lineage: Eukaryota; Metazoa; Nematoda; Chromadorea; Rhabditida; Trichostrongylidae
Source: the annotation of a GenBank genome assembly